This is a messenger RNA of Acanthamoeba castellanii str. Neff, 564 nucleotides long. RefSeq names its product RNA recognition motif domain containing protein. NCBI's taxonomy places the organism in Eukaryota, Discosea, Longamoebia, Acanthamoebidae. The coding region runs from base 1 to 564 and encodes 187 amino acids. The transcript is spliced from 6 exons. The record is from RefSeq and is a predicted model, not a curated record.
AUGCGGCCGCCUGAGGGGCGUCACCAUCGGCAUGAACAGGAGGACGGGGCAGAGCAAGGGCUACGCCUUUGUGGAGUACGAAAGCAGAAGGGAUGCCGAGGAUGCCUACGACAGGUUCAACGGCUACAGCAUGGAGGGUCGCCGCCUUCGCCUCGAUUGGGACGUGGGUCUGGUCCUUCUUUGGCUACCCGCCUCGCAGCCGCUCGCCGCCCAGGAGGAGCCGCUCCCCUCCGCGAAGCAGGAGGAGCAGGAGCCGCUCUCCCAGGCGCUCGCCGCCCAGGUCGCCUCCCCGUCGCUCGCCUUCUCCUGCGAGGAGGUCCCCGGCGCGUUCGCCCGCGCGCUCUCCGGCACGCUCGCCUGCUCGCUCGCCUGCGAGACGCAGCCCCGCGCACCGGUCCCCUUCUCCUCGCCGCUCUCCGAGCCCCGGAGAGAACAAGCGCUCCAGGAGUCCUUCACGUACCCCUUCGCCUGGCGCCGACAAGAGGCGCCGGCUCGAUGACGAGGUCUAAAAAGUGGCAUCGCUUCGAGAGGAGUCCUCACCCCGCCGCCGGUGGAAUAAAGUAG